Phalaenopsis equestris is the source of this 933-nucleotide messenger RNA. RefSeq lists its product as uncharacterized. The record is from RefSeq and is a predicted model, not a curated record. NCBI's taxonomy places the organism in Eukaryota, Viridiplantae, Streptophyta, Magnoliopsida, Asparagales, Orchidaceae. The transcript has a single exon. The coding region runs from base 1 to 933 and encodes 310 amino acids. Gene Ontology annotation, molecular function: RNA-DNA hybrid ribonuclease activity; nucleic acid binding.
AUGCAGGAUGAAAAGGAGGGGGAUUUUUUGGUCAAGAACUGUUGGGUUGGCAAUGUAUGGUCUGAGGACUUAUUGAGGAGUUUACUGAUGGAGCAGUCUGUCAGCUACAUAUCUACUAUCCAAUUUGACAAAAAAAAUAAUGAUCAACUUAAUUUGAUGAAUAGGACCAGAGCUAGUAUCUCAAAAGAUAUCCAGAACUAUUUGUACAGCUGGGACACUUGCCAGUGGAAUGUUUCCUAUUGCCAAAAACACCUUACCCCUUCCAUGUUGUUCUUUGCUUGGAGAGUUCUUAAUAACCUUCUUCCUACUGAUAAUAUUCUGAAACUAAAAGGCUUGAAAGGUCCUUCUAGAUGCCACCUAUGCAAGCUUGAUCAGGACUCAAGGGAUCAUUUAUUCUUCAAAUGCAAUUUUGCUGAGGAGGUUUGGAAUAGAUUGACUUCGCAAAUGAAAAUCAACCUGAUUAACAUUGGAUGGGAUAACAUUACGGAUUGUAUUAAAGAUUGGAAAGAGAUAAAUCUCAUGCCAAUUCCCUUCAUUGUUGCUUGGUUUAUUUGGAUGGCUAGAAACAUGGCCAAACAUGAGGAGAGGGAGGCCAGUGCUACAAGGGUGAUGACUAACUUCUGGUCCUACCUAAAUAAACUGAUAAACUGGAGGAAGUUCCCCAAGAUCCUGCAAACCAUAACUUACAUGGGUGCUAAUAACAUUAAGAUCAUUAAGGUGAGAUGGGACAGACCUCCUUAUCCUUUCAUUAAAGUCAAUACUGAUGGAAGCUACACAAACAAGAGAGAAGGUAUUGGGGGAAUUUUUAGAGAUCACACAGGGAAUACUUUAUUGUUCUAUAAGGCCCCUUAUAUAGCUGAAGAUGCUUUGGAAACUGAAGUUGUUGCUCUAUAUUGGGCAUUAAAAUUUGCUAAGGAGAAUAAGUGGCAGUGA